Molecule: messenger RNA, 5099 nt
Organism: Brassica napus (rape)
Lineage: Eukaryota; Viridiplantae; Streptophyta; Magnoliopsida; Brassicales; Brassicaceae
Product: glutathione S-transferase T3-like
Exons: 2
Coding region: 2496-3215 (239 amino acids)
Source: RefSeq, a predicted model, not a curated record
CUCCAAUAAUUAAAAAUUAAAAAUUUCAAGUAAUAUAAAACAGUUAAAUAUGGAAAACAUAAUUACUUCUUCUUACUUUUUUUUUUCUUAAAGGUUAAUUACUUUUUACUGAAACAAAAUUAGAUUGCUUUGUCUGUCUAAGAAAUAUUACACCCUUGUUUAUUUUUGAAACAAAACAUAAUAUGUGUUCUGCAAAUAAAACAUCUGGUUAGGCUACGGUGUAUGUUAUGAAAGAUACAUUACACGCUCAUCCUACUUUAAAUUCUGUAAAAUCUUAUACUCUUUUGGUACGUACAUGGAGUCACAAUUUUUUUCUAAGUUAUCUGUUCUCUCUGAAGCUUUAACUGUCACGUGGAGUAAGAAAGCAAUACACAAGUAACGUAUGCAUGUAACAGUCAGUCAUGUGGCGGCUAAGUUUACACGCAUACAGAACUCGGGGACCGAAGUUGGCUCCUCGACAGUCAAAAGACUCGAAACAAAGUUCACUGAAUCUUUUCUCUCUAUAAUUCAGAAUACAUUUGUGGUCGAGACACACGUACGUGAAAAGGCAGUCUAUUCUCUUAUUUUUCUUUUACCCGAUAACUACAAACGUUUUUUUUUUUCAAAUAUGUGAAUAUAAAAAAUAACUACAAACGUCCGGUUCAGAUAUAUCUAAACAUUUUUCCUUUUUUCAGAGGUCCAAUACUCUGUUGUAUCCCUGCAGAUAUUUAAGAAUCUAAGGGCACCAUUAUCAGAGGUUCCUAAGGGCGUCUUUUAGGUAGUUAGCAAUUAAAAAAAAAAGGAAAAUAUAUACUCCCUCUGUUUCAUUAUAAGUGUUGUUUUAGGUUUUGGCACACGGAUUAAGGAAACAAUUAAUUUUGUACAUUUCCUAUAAAAAACACUAUUACCUAUACAUCUAACCAUAUUUCAACUAAUAGAAAAAUAAAUUUUGCAUAAAAUUAAUAAAUUUUGCAUUGAAAAUCGAAAACGACACUUAUUUUGUAACGAAUUUUUUUUUCUAAAAUGACACUUAAUAUGAAACGGAGGGAGUAUUAAGAUAGAGAACGUAUCUUAAUUAGGAGAAAUAAGACCAUGAUUAACGAUGGAUCUUAGCUCGGCUCUUAAGCCCAAAGUGUAAUUAAAAAAUUAAAAAAAAUUGGGUAAGAGUCGGGUUCUUUGAAGCCCACGGAGGAGGCGCCUCUUGCGACGAUUCUUCUUCUCUCUCUCUCUCCCUUUCCCACGGUGAACCGUUUCUUCUCAGACCAAAUUCAGUCAAAAUCAGCCUUGAGAGAGAGAUCUAUUCUUGUUCUUCGCCUCUGUGGCCAUGCUUUCGUAGCCGGCGAAGCAAAGCUCCCAUCAGACCCCAUCGCCGAAGGUGAGCCAAAUCAGUCCGAGAGAAAUAGAGAUAUGAGCUAUUCUGUGUUGGUGUAUCUCCGAGUUGCAGAACAGAAGGUAAAUUGUGGUAUUUUCAUCGUUCAUAUGACAUGCAUGUGUGUUGAGUUGGUAGAUUCAGGGUAGAAGACAAUGAUGUUGUUUUGUGCGUUUGUCAGGUUAUCAAGUGUGUUCUCGUGAGUCAAAGAGGGAGCCACAACAAGAUUCAUCAUACAGAAGAAGAUUCAGGUAAGCUUUCGGUGUAUUUGAAUUCAUAUAAGUUGAAUCUGGUUAUUGGUUAGUGUUUAGGACAUUCAUGUGUGUAAAAAAUGAUGCUUUGUUGUGCCUCUUUUCAGGUUGUGAAGAGUGUUCUACUGAGUCACAGAGGAAGCCGCAUGAACAUUCAGUCUACACAAACACUUCUGGUAAGCUUUUGGCGUUUUUGUAAAGAUAUAGAUGUUGUUUGAUGUUUGCGACUGGUAGAUAGACAUAGAAAUAGACAUGAAUUAGAUGUAGUUUGUUUGCUUGCUUGUGAAUUGCAUCCGUGAAAGACAUGCUCUCCCCUGCUGAUUAAUUUGCAUCCUUUGAAUGGUUCUUUGUUUCUUUGACCGCUUCUUAGUUUGUUUGCUUGCUUGUGAAACAUUAUACUAUCUGCAUCCUUUGAAUUGUUCUUUUAAAGGAGUAUUUUAGACAAUAACUUGUUGUCUGUCAUCCUUUGAAUCCUUUGAAUUGUUCUUUUAAAUUGCAUUAAGUUAUUUGAAAUAUAAAUCAUGAAAAGUCCUCAUUCUUGAUGUCUGUCAUUUAUGGUAUGUCCUUUGUUAGAUAGAAACAUUAAAACUUAAGUGAAACAUAUCUACAAUACACAACUACUUCCUAAAACAAUUAAAAGCAAUUAAAAGCAACAUUAAACCUUCAUCUACUUUCCUCUAUUAAAGCUUCCUUACUAAUUGUUUACUUCAUCAACUUCAUCUCCUUCAUCUUUCUUCUCUACUUCUUCUCUGUAUGGCUUCUCAUCAAAGCGACUCUUCUAGCUUUUUAGACUUACUAAACAGUCAACUACCUAACAAUGAAUACCCAACUCAGUUUAUGAGUUCUUCACCUACUCCAGACCUUGGAGUGCACAAUGUGGUGAGGACCGUAAGCAAAUGUGCAAGUGGUCAACAGCUGAAGACCUGGUCCUCAUUAGUGCAUGGUUGAACACCUCCAAGGAUCCAGUAGUUGGGAAUGAGCAAAGAGCAGGAAUCUUUUGGAAGAGGAUUGCCUCUUAUUAUAAUGCAAGUCCCAAGGUGGUUAGUUUGGCCAAGAGAGAGCAAAGCCACUGUAAGCAAAGGUGGGGGAAGAUAAAUGAAAGUGUCUGCAAGUUUGUGGGGUCAUAUGACGCUGCAACAAAACAGAGGACGAGUGGUCAGAGUGAAGAUGAUGUUUUGAAGGCUGCGCAUGAGAUAUUCUUCCACGAUUACAAGGUGAAGUUCUCGUUGGAGAGGGAGCUUAGGAAUGAUCAGAAAUGGUGUGGGACUUAUGAAAGUAGUCAACAAAGUUCUGGUUCAAAAAGAAAGAGGGUGGGGGAAGAACAAUCUUUUCAGUCAUCAGCUUCUAUGCACAGUGUCAAUGGGGAGGAUGAACCAAUGGCUAGGCAUAUUGGUGUUAAGGCAGCAAAGGCGAAGGGUAAAAGGUUGGUCGGAGAAGAAGGGAAGAAUCUGGAAGUGUUUCAGCAAAUGUGGGACCUAAAGGCGAAGGACUUAGCUUUGAAGGAUAAGCUUAGCAAGACCAAACUGCUUGACAAUUUGCUUGCAAAAAAAGAGCCACUUAGUGAAUUAGAAGUGGCGCUUAAGAACAAACUGAUUACUGAAAUGUUGUCAAUGUAAUCCUUUAAACUAUAAGUUGAUCAAUGUUAGUGAAUUAGUAGUCUUUGUGAUCAAUGUAAUCCUUUAAAAUAUCAUGUGUAAUAUAAGUAGUCUUUGUGUAAAAUGUUAUCAGUCUUUGUGAUCAAUGGUCUAAUACGUUUCUGUUUAACUUUUUUGCUUAAGUACAAGCUCUUAACUAUGAUUAAUUAAUAAAAAAAUCAUUAAGAGACCAAUUUUGACUCUUAGGGUUAAUCAUGCUCUAAAAAACGUUUCUUAUUAGACACGUGUUGAUAUUUUCUCGCUCUCUCUCUCUCCGUGAACACCAUACGCAAGAACGAUUCCUGCUCCGACGACAGAGGCCGAAUCAAUAGAACCACAGUCGGUGAAAAAGCUGAGCAUCAAAUCCCUGAAACGAGCACUUGAUCUCUUCUCCCCCGUCCAUGGCCAAUUCCCUCCUGAUGCCGAAGCGUAAGUCUCCGAUCCCCAAUUUCUCUUCUCCAAUCCUCGAUUUAUUUUUCUUAAUAAUUAUAUAUAAAUUCUUCUUUUUUGCUUGCAGCAAGAAGAUUCGUCUCAGCCAUAAGGUAAAUUAGAAACCCCAUAUUCGCUUUUGCUUAAAGCUUCGAACUUUAGGGUUCUUGAUGAGGUUUAUGCAAACUAAUUGACAUGUUUGAUUUUAUUAAAGUCUCUGUAUUUUGUUGUUUGUUCACGGAAUCUCAUUACACACAGUUUCAGAGCUAAGCCCGCCACAACCCACUCCCAAGAAUGAGCGAGUUUCAUGUUCCAGCACCAAGUUCAGCCUUGACGGAUCGAAGUUCAUGGCCAUGAAGUCAGAUGGAACCAUCAGUAUCUAUGAUUCCGCCAGCUUGGGAGAAGUACGGUCUUUUGCAGUAGCAAAUGUCACGGCUGCUGAGAUAUCUCUGUGCGGGACUUAUCUUCAGACAUUUCAGAAAUCCACUACUCCCCAGGAGAAGAACGUCUCCCUUUGGAAUACUGAGACUGGAGAUCUAGCUCACGGUCUUUACCAAAAGUCCAUUACUAAAACCACAUGGUAAGCUGCUCUCUGUGCUUAAUUACCAGAAGUAAUAGUCUUUGUGCUUAGUAUACUGCCUUUUAUGAUAUGGACAUUGUUGAACUUGUAACGCAGAAUGAGGUGAAAUUCAGUAAUAAAAUUAAAAAGUUGGAAUCUUUGUAUUUUGUAUAAGUAAUUUCUGUGAGUUAUGAUUCAGAAUCUUGGUGGAACAUAUGUUCUUUGUAUUCUUAUAUAUCAUUCUAGCUCUAGUACACUUGGAUCCUUCUUCUUCUUCUCCCUAGUGAACACGAUAAAUCUAGUAUGAGCUUUUCAAUUCUGCAGAGAUUACCUUAGUUGUGAUCUCUUCAUGGUGGUUUUGUUUAUUAUAUGGCAGAGAUGUAAAACAACAUGGGACCUCAACUUGGGAUGCCAAUGUUUAUAAUCCGAUCAUAGUUUAUAAUAUGUCCAUGUUUGGUCUUGGAUUGUAGAUCAUAGGAUCAUUGUAAUUAAACAACUUAUUGGAUCUUGAGGCUGGAGAUAUAUGUUCUGGUGUCACCAACUUAGUUCUUUUUACUUGUUUCCUGUUCGUAAAGAAUCAACUUGUUUGUUUUGUUUGAUUGGAACAUAUCACAAACUACUUUGAUCUGUUAUGUUUUGAAUGAAAAGGUUUAUGUCAAGGCAAAAGAACUUAUUAUGUCACAGACUUGAUGAUGCUUUGUGUCUAUAUAAAGUUUGUAAACAUCAAAGUUUUAUUCACAACACCAUUCACUCUUCUUCUUUCUUUUUAUGAAAAUCUAAAAACACUUUGAUCAAACACCAUGUAUGGCUUCUUCUUCUCAAAACACUUCAAAGGAAUCAAUUGGUGAUACGUUUAUGGAAUGAUUAUUGUUAAUAUG